Fibroporia radiculosa is the source of this 1692-nucleotide messenger RNA. RefSeq lists its product as uncharacterized. Lineage: Eukaryota; Fungi; Basidiomycota; Agaricomycetes; Polyporales; Fibroporiaceae. The transcript has 3 exons. The coding region runs from base 1 to 1692 and encodes 563 amino acids. The record is from RefSeq and is a predicted model, not a curated record.
AUGUAUACCUCUUCCAGUGGUUAUCAUACAUCUGGACGACCGUCUAGACAGCGCUCACGCACGCGGAGCGAUCCCGGCCACUCACAUAUAUCUUCUCCAUAUACACUACAAUGGCCUGCGCCAGCACGGCGCAAUACCGAGCCUGUGCCUCUGGGUAUCAGCGGUCUGAGCGGCAUAUUACAACGAAUCCCUUCGCAAAGCUCUUCUGUCGAGCAAACUGAUACUCUAGUUGUUCUUCAUCCCGAGUCAUCUCCCGCGCAAGAUCAGACGUCGAGCUCUCCAGCCGGGGCUGUUCCAUUAGUUGCGUCAAAGCCGCUACCUGCACGCCCAUCGUCCCCACAGAGCUCGGGACACCAGCGAAGCUCUUCGAAGCAAGGUAGUAUCAGAAUAUCACAAGAUUCGCUAAUCAAAGAUAUCCCACAGCCGUCCAACCCAGUGCUCAACACGACGGCCUUCCUGGUUCCCCGGCAGCAGAACGUCACGCUCACGCCACCUCAGGGGACAGCUAUGGCACACCAAGAAUUAUAUCAGAAUAUGCAUCAGCAAUCCUACUGGAAUGCGAGUGCAACACAGGUUACGCACCACACUUCCUACAGCGGCUCUGAGGCUUCCCCGCAGGGUGGUCAUCACUCCAAUAAUUCGCACCAUAGCACCCGUCACCGCUCGCGCUCGCGCCGUCCAAGUGCUGCAUCGCACCGGUAUGCGUCGAGCAUCACCCAGCCCGCAUAUAAUCAGAGUAGCUCUACCACCUUGAAUGUGUCGCGAACCUCCUUCAAUACCAGUGCCACACUCCCAAAGAACCAUAAUGUGGCAUCGCAACCUCCAGGGGAAACUGCCGGUUUUGAUCGUGCUGGGAGCAACCCUACCAACAUCUUGUCAGGAUCGCAGGAAAGAUCGAGGCCGCACACCCGUCCUAGCAUCUCAUCAGGAUCGCAGGAAAGAUCAAGAUCCCAUACCCGUCCUAACAUCACUCCUUCUACAACCGCCGCUACAACCGCCACCGCACACUCAAUUAGUAAAUCGAAAGAAAUUCAUGUUAGUGCGCCAGCUCCUACACCCGCCGCAAAGGACAUCCACCAUACAACCCAGCGACCGGCUUUGCCCGCUAAUCUUAGCAGCCAGACACAGACACGCUAUGUGAACAUGCUCCUCGCACUUGACGAUAUCCCGCCGCUCUUUAACUUGCUUGCAUCAUUUUUCACCUGGAUCUUGCUCGCUGGCUUUGUGCUUUUCCCUGGAACAUUCGCAUCUUGGAGAAACCAGCCUGCCGGAGACACUGAGAAGCAGAUUUUAAGUAUAGUCGACGACAUUCCCUUAUACGUUAUUGCCUGGGUGUGCACGGCGAUUGGCGCGAUCGGAAUGAUCUGGCUGUGGUGGAGAUGGCAGAACAAUUACAUCUGGAUCACCAACCGCAUCUUUGUCCCGGGGUUUCUCAACUCUAUUACUGGCAUCAUUUCAACGCUCACCAGCGUCUACGGCGCCCAGGCCGGCGUGUUUGGGGCGACAGCAAAGUCGACAAUUAUCGUAACAGGGGUGAUAGCGGUCAUCUGUGGGUUGCUCGUAAUAAUAUAUCAGUUCUGGCUGUUAAGGACUGUGAAAAAGGAGCACGAUCAUCAAAUUGGGAAGGAGAGGGCAGGAAUGCAUGGAGAAGGUAUAGUAGGAGAAAAAAAGACGAGUAAGAACGAAGUCUAG